Molecule: messenger RNA, 1237 nt
Organism: Gigantopelta aegis
Lineage: Eukaryota; Metazoa; Mollusca; Gastropoda; Neomphalida; Peltospiridae
Product: glycoprotein-N-acetylgalactosamine 3-beta-galactosyltransferase 1-B-like
Exons: 4
Coding region: 96-1082 (328 amino acids)
Cellular component (GO): membrane
Molecular function (GO): N-acetylgalactosaminide beta-1,3-galactosyltransferase activity
Source: RefSeq, a predicted model, not a curated record
CAUACAUAGAAGAAAGCACAGCAAACCUGCUCACGAAAGACGUUAAGCCAGAGAUUAUAUUCAAGAGUAUCUACAGGCCGGACUUCCUUGUUACCAUGGCGAACGUUCGACUUUGCAUCGUGUUGGUGUCGGCCAUGGCGCUUGUGCCCAUCUUCUACUUCACAGCGUUUUCGUUCACCAUAACGAGAACGUUGUUGCCAAUCACUAGGAAAGAGAACCUGUUCCAGUAUGCACACUUUCGAGAAUCGAACUCGGGCUACACAUCUGGAUCAAGCAUUGUGCACGAUCCUGACUUUUUGGCGAGAGAACUGGCUGAACGAGUGCGUGUUCUCUGCUGGGUGAUGACGUCACCAGACAACGUGGAGACGCGAGUGAAGUACGUAGUCAGGACGUGGGCUCGACGCUGCAACAAGCUCGUCAUCAUCAGCUCCAAAGCCAACGACACAUACGGCAUCGUCGCCAUCAACGUGGGCGAAGGUCGAGAUCAGCUGACCCAGAAAACCCUUGGCGGUUUCCACUACGUGUACAAACACCACCUGGACGACGCUGAUUGGUUCCUGAAGGCGGAUGACGACACCUACGUCAUCGUGGAGAAUCUGAGAUAUCUUCUGUCGAACGAGGACACACACAAACCCGUAUACUUCGGCCAUCAUUUCAAUUCCAUCGGAACAUUUGACUACUCAAGCGGCGGGUCUGGUUUUGUGGUCAGCAAAGAAGCACUCAGGCGGUUCGGCAGGGCUGGAAAUAAUAGCACGGUUUGUCGUCAGAACGGUUCGGCCGGUGAUGAGGCGUUCGGUCAGUGCAUGGGAAACCUGGGAGUGGAGUUGAAGAAUUCCACAGAUAGAUAUGGAAGAACGAGAUUUCACUGUCUCAAACCUAGUGACUAUGUUUUUGGAAACUUUCCAGAAUGGCUGUUCAACUACGACGCAAAUGGCGUCAAAAAGGGUAUGGAGAGUAUCAGUGAUUACGUCAUUUCCUUUCAUUACGUGCGAGGAGAGCAGAUGGACUUAUUGGAGUAUUUGAUAUACCACGCUAAACCAUACGGCUUGAAAAACGUGUUACAGGAUCUAAAUCAGCACUAAUCAGGGGCGAAGCGUGAUCUGCACCUGGGGUGGGGUAGGGACCAGAUGGACUUAUUGGAGUAUUUGAUAUACCAGGCUAAACCAUACGGCUUGAAAAACGUUUUACAGGAUCUAAAUCAGCACUAAUCAGGGGCGAAGCGUGGUCUGGACCUGGG